Molecule: messenger RNA, 507 nt
Organism: Cucurbita pepo subsp. pepo (vegetable marrow)
Lineage: Eukaryota; Viridiplantae; Streptophyta; Magnoliopsida; Cucurbitales; Cucurbitaceae
Source: RefSeq, a predicted model, not a curated record
AUGGAAGACACAGACCCAAAACGACACCGGAUUUUCACUUACGGCACAUUGAAAAGGGGGUUACCAAAUCACAGCUUAAUGCAGGAGCUCAUCCACCAAAACCACGCCAUUUUUCUCGGCAGCUAUUCUACCCACUUCUCCUUCCCACUCCUCCUCGGCCCUUCUGCAAUUCCUUAUCUCAUCAAUCUCCCCGGUUCCGGGCACCCGGUCCGCGGCGAGCUGUACGCCAUGUCCGAUUGUGGGCUCGCUCUGAUCGACGAGUUGGAAGAAACCCGCGUCGGCUACUAUGAUCGCUUGCCGGUUCAGCUCGUUGGAGGCGGGAACGGCAGCGACACGGUGGUGAUCGGAGCUGAGUGCUAUUUUGCUGGAAAGGGAAAUUGGGAAGGGCUGUGGAGUGGGGAAGAUAGAGAGACAUUGGAGGAGUAUACGGAGCUGGAGGCUAUGCAGUAUGCGGGGAAAGUUCAAAGAUCGAAGCCUUUUCCAUUCGGGUUGGAUUCGAAAAUUUGA